AUGGCAAAGUAAGAUGCAAAAAAUAAUAAAAGAGAUCGAAGUCCAGUGGCUGUAUGAAAUUUAAUAAUUAAGGAAAUGAAAAUCUGGUAAGAAGCAGUAAGAAAGGAAAAUUAGCACUUAAAAGUUUAUGAACAUUUUACUAUCAAUCCACAUAAAUGUAUUUGCAACUGUUAAUCCUAAAUUUAGUAUACAUAAUCCAGGAGAAACCGAACAAUAGUAUCAUGUUGUAAAAACAUCUUGAAAAGACAGGAGCCAUUACUAAACCAGCAUUUGAUGUUAAUUAAAUCACUGAUGAUUCUCCACCUUUAGAAAGUAAUGAAAUCUCAAUAUUUAAGAGGAAAUCAUUGAUAAAUUGAAUACUAUGAAUAGAACUCCUCGAUAGAAAUACUAAUUUCCUUAAACAACUAAUUAAGAACUUGGAUGGCAUUCUAAUGUAUAUAUUAAUCUAUUUACUUUAUAAGAACUCUCAUAGCCUUUCUCCAUCCAAAUUUACAUAUCCAAGAAAAUUGUGUAAAGAAACCAAUUAUGCAAAUGAUUAUUUCACUAUGAAUAAAAUUAGUCCUUAUUCUAAUAAAUUUAAAUGA
Molecule: messenger RNA, 584 nt
Organism: Paramecium octaurelia
Lineage: Eukaryota; Ciliophora; Oligohymenophorea; Peniculida; Parameciidae
Source: the annotation of a GenBank genome assembly